This is a messenger RNA of Alternaria burnsii, 1926 nucleotides long. RefSeq lists its product as uncharacterized. The coding region runs from base 1 to 1926 and encodes 641 amino acids. Gene Ontology annotation, molecular function: DNA-binding transcription factor activity, RNA polymerase II-specific; RNA polymerase II cis-regulatory region sequence-specific DNA binding; zinc ion binding. The transcript is spliced from 4 exons. Gene Ontology annotation, cellular component: chromatin. NCBI's taxonomy places the organism in Eukaryota, Fungi, Ascomycota, Dothideomycetes, Pleosporales, Pleosporaceae. Gene Ontology annotation, biological process: DNA-templated transcription; regulation of transcription by RNA polymerase II. The record is from RefSeq and is a predicted model, not a curated record.
AUGACACCGCCUGACUUCAGUCCGGAUCCAGGAUCUACAACUGUCUCCCUUGAGACAACCUCGCAGAUUACCGAUGCUGCGCUGCUACGUCGGUCCCCCAUAUCUAUUCCCAUGGGCGAUACUCUAUCUGAGGGAAUGCACGGCACAGACUGGUCUGGUCUUUCGCAUAUAUCCGGCUCCGGAAACAGGUCGAAUUCCGAAUUACCCACGAACUUUCCUUCAAACGGAAUAAACUACUUCAAUGAGUUGUCUACCGACUUCAACUUACCACUCGCCUGGAUGAUCCCAGUGAACGAAACUUCCUUUCAGAUGCCAUGCACACUCGAGUCGGGCAUAUCAGAUUCCUACAUAUCCAGUUAUGGCAACAUGGUCGCUAUAGAGCCCACUGAUAAUGACGAACUUCCAAGACCUGAGGUCGAAUCACACAUUACUGUUGAGGCCCACAGGAGGGUCUUGGACAAGACUGCAGGCACAGUAGAUUCUUAUCUGACGUCCUCAUGCCCGCCGUUUCCUAUGCUCGAAGAAAACACAUUACAAAUUGUAGGCGCUGAAAUUUUCGGUCAUGUAAGUGCAAUAUCUACAAAAGCCUACACAGAUGCACGCUCCUUUUACAUCUCGGAACGCGGUCAUGAUGACAUGCUCUUUCCCCACUCUCAAAUGCUCCAUGCUUUUGUAGAGUUGUACUUCGAGUAUUUCGAUCCAUACCUUCCCUUUUUGCAUCCAGUCAGAGUUGAAAGAGGUGACAUUUGCGGAGUCCUUCUGAUAGCAGUCGCCGCCAUUGGAAGUCAGUACUCUGAAGCGAAAGACGCACCUACGUAUACUACAGUGCUUCACUACUUGCUACGGAAAGCUAUCAAAGUUCAUAUCUUUACAAGACGAACAGAGAUGUCCUUCGCCCAGAGCGUGCUACUGCGGGAUGUAGGACUUCUCGCAUCUGGCCGCAAAUCAGACCAUGCUGUGUUGCAGCGAGAGCGAAAUAUGAUCACGAACUUGUGCCGCUCUCUAUCCACUCGCGCAGGUGCCCCUGACAGCGAGGACUUUGUAGUAGACCAAAAUUUGGAUCACGGAUGGAUGCCAUGGUUGCAAGGAGAAGAAGUUGUUCGUCUCGUUCACUGCGUAUACACACUAGAAUGUUUCCAGUUGAUCUUGUUCGACCAGCGUCCGCUCUUCAGAGUCACAGAUUUCGCCCAGCGCUUGCCUUGCACUCAUGUUGUCUGGAAGUGUCGCACUGAGAAAUCAUGGAAUGAGCAGAAGCGUUACAAAGCCUCCGACAACCAAGCGUCAAGAUUCGAUCACUUCGCCAGCAAUAUUCGAAUCUUAAGUCUGUACGCUGACGAGAGAGCUAUUUUGGACCAGGUGCGAUCUUCACAGCGCUUGAGCGCCCUACUGAAGCCCGAAUUGGCGACCGCUCUACAAGAACAAGAUGUCAACUCCAAUCGAGAUAGUCUACUAUCCUCUGGGGUCUCUCCAGAUGAAAUUACAUACUUGGACCAAAGGAUUGAAGACGCCAUCGCAUCUACACAUCUCUCAUGCCAUGCUGGCGAUCAUACCAUGUACGAUCCAGUUGUGCACGUCAUUUCUAUACUAAGGAACAUCCCACUACGGAUGAUUUACGCCUCAGUAGGAUGGCAAGCGAACCUCGCUGAAAUGCAAAAGACAAGGGAAAGACUGAAAGAGUAUUUGCGACGCAACCCGGAUACAGCCAGGAUAUGCUUGUGGCACGCAGCUCAGAUAUACGCGUUUACUCGGAAUGAUCGUCAUCCUGCAUAUUAUGCAACCCUUUCGUUCGCUAUCGCUGUCACCUACAUACUUCUCUAUGACCAAAUACUGAGCCAAAAGAAUACGUCAAGGGAUCUAGUUCGUCUAGACAAGAUCAAAGAAAAGACCGACAUAACUGCAUGGGCAAGAGACGGCGAGGAUUACUAG